UUCUCCGGUACCAGCAGGAGCCGGAAGCGCUUGGCCGGAAAAGCAGCUGACGACGGCUCCGGCAGGGAGGUGCGGCGAGCAGCGGCCUCUCUAGGCUGCGGCGGGCGUGUCUAUGGUCUCUGCCCUGCCGAGCUGUAGCCAUAGCAACCAGCGCUGAGGCGGCCGCUCCUCACCCUCCGGCAGCGCCGCCUGCCCUGCUCUGCUCUGCCUUGCCACGUCCUGUCCUCUCUUGACGGCGCUUGUGUUUUACUACCGCCCAGCAGAUGCCCUCGGGGAAACUGAGAGGGCACUCAGAGGCGGGGAAGUAGUGGCGAGGGGCUUCUCAUUCUCCUCCGCUGACGGAGGCUCCUCUGAGGGGAGCCUAGGGGGUGCAGCUGUCACUGCAGUGGCUACGUUUGCCACUGUGGUCCAGCCCUCAGCGUGUAUGUGGGCAGGCGCUCGGCGCCAGGACUAAGGCGCCAGGACUGAGGUGCUCCGCUAGGCUUGCGCCUCCAGGCUGAGGAGCCUGUCCUCGCACAGAGGUGCCUGCUCCCAGACUGAGGCGCCCGCAGACCGAAGCGUUGUGACGCUGGAGAGUGUGCCAGCUGGAAGCAGGAGGCUGUUCCAGGCUCUGCCAAGUGUCAUGCCCGUGAGAUCAGAGCGCGGGCUCGAAAACGGCCCCUGUCGAAGGCGCCCAGAGCCGAAAGCGGCAGAGCAGGAGCGCGCCCGCCUGGGGGUGGACGUGUGCGCCUGGCAGUGGGCGCUGUGUGGCAUGGCAGAGGCUUCGGGGAGCGCUCUCUGCGAACCCAUAGUGAGGAGGAAAAAAAGCAUAUCUAUACAGGAAAAGAUUGACAUCAUAAGUGCUGUGGAGAGUGGCAAGAAAAAGGCAGACAUCGCAGCCAAGUAUGGCAUAAAGAGGAAUUCUUUGUCUUCAAUUAUGAAGAAUAAAGAAAAAGUUUUGGAAGCCUUUGAAUCCUUACGGUUUGAUCCUAAGAGAAAAAGACUAAGGACUGCUUUUUAUACCGACCUGGAGGAGGCAUUAGUGAAGUGGUACAGAAUUGCUCAGUGCUUGAAUGUGCCAGUAAACGGUCCUAUGUUGCGCCUCAAGGCUAACGAUUUUGCCCAGAAGCUUGGACACAGUGAUUUUAAAUGCAGUAAUGGCUGGCUUGAUCGUUUCAAGUCAAGGUAUGGCUUAGUUUUCAGAGCUCAGCCUGUAGAAGCAGCUCCUACCGCUACAGUGGACGCUCCAACUCUUUGGUACCAAAAUGUUCUUCCAUAUUAUAUAAAUGAUUAUCAGCCCAAAAAUGUGUUUUAUAUACAGGAGACUGGGUUGUUGUAUGAGAUGUUACCACGUAAUAAGUUUGCAUUUAAAGGGGAAACCUGUUCUGUAGGUAAUGUAAGCAAAGAGAGAAUAACUGUAGUGACAGGAACCAAUGUGGAUGGCUCUGAGAAGCUUCCUCUGCUUGUUAUAGGAAAAAACAAGAAUUCACACUUCUUUAAAGAUGUGAAGUCACUACCUGUGGACUAUGAAGCAAAUGAUACAGCAUUGAUGUCUUCAGAAGUAUUUGAACAGUGGAUGCAUAAACUCAAUGACAGAUUUCAAGCACAGCAUCGACGUGUAGUUAUUCUUCUUGAUGCUUUCUCUGUGCAGACAGGAGUAAAGAGCCUGAAGUCUGUUGAACUGGUGUUCCCUCCUUCAGAGUCUUCAUGUGUAGCUACAAAACAAAGGGUCAUCAGGAGUCUGAAAGUUAAAUACAGGCACUGUCUUAUCAAGAGAUUCAUUGACUGUGUAGAAGGUAAUAAAGAGUUUACGCUGACCCUUCUUGAUGCAAUUGAGAUGCUGAACCUGUGCUGGAAGACAGUAACACCAGAGCCUAUUGUAACAAGUUUUAAUGAAGCAGGAUUCAAAUUAGAAACCAAAGCAAAUGGUAACGACAGAGAGACUGAAAGUGAUUUUGAUCUGAUUGCGCGUGCACAGGCAGCUGGAGUGGAGUUUCCAGAAGGUUUGUCUUUUGAAGAAUAUGCAGCUUUAGAUGAUGACUUGAUAACUUACAAAAUGCCAGCAAAUAAUGAAACGGUGUGCAUCAAAGAAAGCACAUCUGAUAAAGCUGUGAUAUUUGUGGAUGAUGAAGAUGAGGAUGAAGGUGAUCAAUUUCAAGUUCCUGAACAGCCUUCACCAUCAAAAAAUGAGGCUUUGAGUGCUUUAGAUACUCUUAGAAAGUUUCUCAGAAGUCAAGAUGCAAAUGAUUGUCUUCAUGAUUCCCUGUCUGACCUGGAGAAUUUUAUUCGACUUGUAGCACAUGAGUAGAUAUUUUAGCCAAGUGUGAAAGCAUGUAGCUGGGAAAAAAAGGAUUUAUGUAAGUAAACAAAAAUAGGCAGUUUAAUAAUAAGUGUUGCUGCAAUGUUCUCUAGUGUGUCUUUCUCAAGUGCCUAGAUAUAAAGAAAUUUGAAAUUAAGGGGAAAAAAAGGCUGUGAACUGAAGAUUCCCACAAAAUCAGAAGGAAAGAAGACAGGCUUUGGGGUGGGCACAGGAAGUUAGUUGAAUCCUUAAAAUGAUAACUGUAGUUAAGUACAUGGAAGGCAAAAGCAGUUCCUUGAGUAGUUGAGUGCACUCAUGAAGUGGUUCCCACUUGGAAUUCUUUCUUCAAGAAGACUACUUCCCAUUGAUAAUUUUACUGAUGUCUUUGGUAUUGUUGAGGGUGAACCAAUAAAUAUUUAUCAGCUUGGUGCCU
Pogoniulus pusillus (Red-fronted tinkerbird) is the source of this 2711-nucleotide messenger RNA. It is a transcript of the gene TIGD4, whose product is annotated as tigger transposable element derived 4. Lineage: Eukaryota; Metazoa; Chordata; Aves; Piciformes; Lybiidae. Bases 623 to 2287 code for a protein of 554 amino acids. The transcript has a single exon. Gene Ontology annotation, molecular function: DNA binding. The record is from RefSeq and is a predicted model, not a curated record. Gene Ontology annotation, cellular component: nucleus.